Molecule: messenger RNA, 2145 nt
Organism: Trichobilharzia szidati
Lineage: Eukaryota; Metazoa; Platyhelminthes; Trematoda; Strigeidida; Schistosomatidae
Source: the annotation of a GenBank genome assembly
GUUAUCUCAGUUUUCGAAAAUUAGAAACUUGAUACUUUAUAUAAACUAAAGGAAAGACCUUGGAGUGUUCAUUAUCUUAUGCUUAUGAUUUAAAAGUCUGCCAAAUGCCUCUUUCACCGCGAAUUAUUGAAUAUGGUUUGAAAGCUGCUGGAGUCGCAACUGCCGUCUUGUGCAUCAGCUUGGGUGUAUUUUGUAUGGUCUCAAUAUCUGCACAAUGCAUCAUUGGUGGUCUCCUAUUGAUGUAGGUUUAUGUUCCUUUAGUAAUGACUUUGAAAUGUUCCAGGAGUAUGUUUUUAUAUGUGAAUUUGGGGGUAUUUAAGUGGCGUUGCACUGACAACUAUAUUGAGAAUGCACUUUGAUUUAUUUACUAUAAAUAUUUUUCACCGAUAUCACUAUGUAACAUAAUUUUUACAAUCCUGAAAUUUAAUUCUGCUUUACAGGUCCUCACUGGAAUAAAUUCUAAGAGACACUAUGGGCAAGGUUUUCUAAUCAUUCACUACUCCACGAAUAGGAUUGCAGGUUUUUUUUUAUUUACGGUGGUUUAUUUAUAGGUAAAAAACUUUCUAUUGAUGUUUCGAAACUUCUCAGAACAAAUAAAACCUUGUCUCAACUGCUUUAUUAAGUAUUGGGGUUAAGGACAGUGCCUUAGAUUUGUCAGUUACAUCUCAAAGGAUAAGUUUUGCCCAGUAGUUGUCAAAUGAGCAUUGGCACAGUUGUAUAGUGCAGUGGAUUUUUGGGGGAAUAUGCUCCAUUAAUAUCAUGAGUCUUUGUCAUAUAUAUGUAUAUAUAUGUAGUGUUCGUAAUUACUCUGUAAUUUCUGCACGUGAAGCUCUGAAUCAUAGAAUUGGUCGACGUCUCACAUGGUGUGUUUGAGCCAUCAGGUAUUACUGCAGUUUCUCCCCAUACUUGAUGUAUUCAUACUUGUUAUCAUUUAACUGUUGGUAGUUCUUUCCCACUGGUAUUUCCAAACGUAGGUAUUAUCCUGGCGAAGCAUGUGUAUAUGAUUUGUCUUAGUUUCUUUGGAACUUAUUAUUAUUAUUACUAUUUUUACUAUUAUAGAAUAAUUGGCAUAGUUGUUAUAAUACUAGAAGCACCUAUUUGUUGUUCCAUGAUUCCACAAUUGCACAAAUUCAAUGAGUUCAUUGAGAAACGUUCUCCUAUUGAAAAAUCAAUCUUUUACGGAAUUGCUGCUAUUUUACCCUUGAGCCUGUGCUUUGGUAUUUCCACACUGUUUUGUGGGCUAGCAUUGGGUGGAUGCUGUGCAUUUAAUAUUUGGAGAAUUAUCAAAGAAAGACGCAACAGGCAAGCCAAUCCAGAAGGUGUGGUUUCGGAACAUCAGACUCCAUAUGCUGCAGGUAAUCCGCAACCUGCAACGUUUCAGGGUGGAUACGCUGACCCACCAGGAUUCCGAGAUCAAUUAAUUGAAAAAGCUGCUACUGGAGCAGUAAGAGGUGUGAUUUCUGGCUCUGGUGGUGGUUAUCCAGGAACAGGUUAUUCUGGCACUUAGGUAUAUUAUCCUCAGUGAGAGUUUGAUAUGUUUUCUCUGUUCUAUUCCCUUCACAACCUAAUAGUUCUCUGUUCCUUUAAGUUGCUUUCGUUUUGUUUUACCAGGCGGUUUAAUUUCACUUUUCUCUUCUUUCCAUGUUAUUGGAUCCUUGGCUAAUUUUUUACUUGGUUUCUCAUCUCUCUCGUCGCAUUUACUGUGGUCUUUGAUUUACGUUAAGGCUGUCUGUAUUUAUUCGUCUCAGUUCUAUCUUAGUGUAUAACUCGCACAAAUGUUACUUUCAUGUCUUAUUUGAAAUUAUUGAUCUUCUUUCGUGUUACUAUUUAUAUUCCUUUUGGGGUUGAUGUGAAAUUAAAUAAUCCUGUGAUAUCUUUUGUCGAAAACUAAUGACUGCUGCGAAGUUGCUAAAAGGCGAACAGGUCGCUGUACGCCUGUUUCGUCCGAAGUAGUGUCUUCUCAACAGUCGUAGAUUAAAUCAUAAAGGAGGGAGUUAUGCAACUGACAAAGAGUUGUACAUUGCCAUGAAUUAACUAUGUUCAACGCACCUAGACUUGGAGUAGUUGUUUACCUUGAUGUUGUUUCGUGACUGCAACCAUUCACUAAACUCACUGUGAAUUUUGUAUCAACCAUAUUAUUUCAGA